Rotaria sp. Silwood2 is the source of this 795-nucleotide messenger RNA. The record is from the annotation of a GenBank genome assembly. Lineage: Eukaryota; Metazoa; Rotifera; Eurotatoria; Philodinida; Philodinidae.
AUGUUAAAAGUUCGACUGGAUUUCGUUGAAGAAGUUCUUGAUUCAUUUCGUAGUUCAUAUUGGCAAGAAGAAAAAUGCUGGUUUGUUGCAUACAAUAGCAAACAUCUCUUUUCCGUGCCUAGCUUUGCCGACCGCAAAGUUUCGAAUUACUUUCGACCACCUAUCCAUUCAACUACACCUAAUCCUACAAUCUAUUAUGAUCAAAUAACUGAUCUCAGCCUAUAUCAAGAUUCAAUAAAAAAUUGGCCUCGUCUUAAGUACGUCACAACAUUAGAACUCUACUGUCAUAUUCGUCAUUCAAUUCUUCAGACUGUUUUCAAUCUUAAUCGAAUACAACAUUUGAUUCUAUCUUCAUCCGUCGAUAGAUCUAUAGUAAUAUUAACUCUAAAUGAAAUGACUAAUCUCCGUCAUAUUUCUAUCUGGAAGAACGUGCCAAGAUUUCUUGAAUAUGUACGAAACCUUGAAAUGGAUCAAAUUCGAACGGUUGAUCUCGGAGGUGAUUUCGAUAUUAAAGAUCAUAAUAUCAUCGAUUCGCUUGGUUCUGUUUUUCCGCGUGUCGAACGUUUACGAAUACCACUCAAUCACGCCUGUGUAUGUCUUGAUCAUCUCAUAGAUAAUUUGAAAUAUCUUGCUCAAGUAUCAUUCUUUUGUAAUCGAAUACAUGACAUCGAUCGAUCAGAACAGUCUGAACAAUUGAAACAUGUGAUUCUCACAAAUAGUAAUUCCAAUUGUCGAUACGAUCGAUUAUUGAGAUCGAUACAUGUUUGGAUCGAUGAUACAUUGCAAAAGAUUUAA